GUGAGGCAGUCAAUUAAUUCAUUAUUCAUCUGGUCCACUCUGGAUUUUGCUUGUCGAGUUGUCCCAUACUUAACGUAAACCUUUGAGUUUUGAAUUUUUGAUAGAUUAGAUUGGGAUUUUUCCGAAUAAAAAUCAAGAGACUAUUUUUAUUUUUUUUUAUUAGGUUUGUCAAGAUUAGUCUCUAUGGCAUUGCCCAGAAUUUAGAUUCUUCACUUUUUUUUCUUUUCCUGAAAUUUAGAACUAGAAUCUUCAACGUUGACCCUUUAUUUAUAUUUCUGAGAAUAUCUGUUUUUUUUUUUUAAAACUUCCCUGAAAGUUAAAACCCAAUUUGUUGGAACGAUCAAAUUUUGGGUUUUAUCGAGAGAAAUUUUGGAUGGGUGUGGUGAAGGAUUACGGGGGACAAUGUUUAAUGGGUUUCAGUGGUUUAAGAAGAAGAAAGCAAGUUGACUCUGAUAAUCUCAGGAUAAAUCAUGGUGAUCAACAAUUAGCCAAGAGAUUAAAUAUUAUUGAUCUUGUUGGAAUUGGUGUUGGGACCACUAUUGGUGCAGGGGUUUACAUCCUCAUUGGGACUGUUGCAAGAGAACAGACAGGCCCCGCCCUUCCUAUUGCUUUCUUGAUAGCUGGGAUAGCAGCUGCGUUGUCUGCAUUUUGCUAUGCAGAGCUUUCCUGUCGUUGUCCUUCAGCUGGAAGUGCUUACCAUUACUCAUACAUAUGUAUUGGGGAAGGCGUUGCUUGGAUAAUUGGUUGGGCUCUAAUACUGGAGUAUGCCAUUGGUGCUUCAGUUGUUGCUCGUGGGGUUACCCCAAAUCUGGCCUUGUAUUUUGGAGGACAGGGUAAUCUGCCGGCAUUUCUUGCCCGCCAUACAAUAUACGGCAUUGUAAUUGACCCAUGUGCUGCAGCCUUGGUCAUCAUAGGCACGAUACUCAUGUGCACUGGAAUCAAGGAAAGUUCACUGGUUCAGACAAUUGUUACGUCUAUAAAUGUUUGUGCUCUGGUAUUUGUAAUUGUCGCUGGUAGCUACCUUGCUUCUAAGAGUGGAUGGGUUGGAUAUGAACUUUCUAAAGGAUAUGUACCUUUUGGUGUCAAUGGAGUGCUUGGUGGGUCUGCAACUGUAUUCUUUUCGUACAUUGGUUUUGAUUCAGUUACUGCCACCGCUGAGGAGGUCAAAAAUCCUAAGAGAGACUUGCCCUUGGGAGUAGGGAUCUCAUUAUCCCUGAGUUGUAUACUAUAUAUGCUUCUUUCUUUUGUUAUCGUUGGUUUAGUUCCUUACUAUGAUCUGGAUAAGGACACCCCGAUUUCAUCAGCAUUCUCUGCAUACGGCGUAGAAUGGGCAGCAUUAGUUAUAACAACUGGAGCAGUUAUGGCUCUGCUUGCAGCUUUGAUGGGGUCACUUCUUCCUCAGUCUCGAAUUCUGAUGGCCAUGGCUAGAGAUGGGUUACUACCAUCAUUCUUUUCGGAUAUUGAUAAACGUACACAAGUCCCGGUGAAGGGAACAAUGGCGAUUGGUAUUCUUGCUGCUGCAAUAGCAUUCUUUAUGGACGUGUCCGAGUUGGCAGGAAUGGUUAGUGUGGGUACAUUGCUCGCAUUUACUUCAGUUGCAGUAUCGGUAUUAGUUAUCAGAUAUGUUCCACCAAAUGAACUACAUGUCCUAGCAUCAUCUGGUGAAUCUUCUUCUGCUAUUAGAGGCCGUGGUCACGAUGUGCAGGGAGUUAAUGAUGAAUUUGUUAAAGGUCCUUUUGCUUUAUCAGGGGAUGACUGUCAAGAUUUAAUUCUGAAUAGAGACCCAUAUCCUGGAGCAACUGUUGACCAAGAAGCAUUUUUAGACAACCCAAAGGGGCAGAGAAGACGGAGAUUGGCGUUGUGGUUUUUAACUAUUAUUUUCAUAGGCGUUCUUUUACUUACAUCUUCUGCUUCAGCAGAAAGUCUUCCCAGUAUACAUGCUGCCAGCCCCUCUCGUGUCACACUUUGUGGAAUUGGUGGUACAAUCUUUUUGGUUGGGACGAUCGGCCUUGCAUAUAUAGGUCAAGAUGGUGCAGCAGGUGUAUUCGGACACACAGGAGGUUUCACUUGCCCAUUUGUUCCAUACUUGCCAGCUGCCUGUAUACUUUUGAAUACAUACCUUCUUAUAAAUCUUGGCACUGGCACUUGGGUCCGUGUUUCAGUAUGGCUUUUAAUAGGAACUGUCGUUUACCUUUCCUAUGGCCGAACACACAGCUUGCUGUUGAAUGCAUCUUAUGUCCCUGUUACGCAUACUGAAGAUGUACAUUCCCCUUGAUCAGAUUAUCCUUAGCUUUCAUCCUGGUUAUUCGCCGAAGAAAACAGCGGAUGUUUGCUGAACUUCCCAGGUCUAUAUUUUAGUCAUGGUGUGCUGGGAGAACUACAGUGCUGCUGUAUCUUCAUUGAUAAUGUCUAUUGAUAUUGGGAAAAGAAUUACAAGGAAUGUCAAUUUAUUUGUACAGCUAACGUUAUAUUUGCUUCCAAGGGUGUUCAAGGUCUCUAGAAGACUAGAACAACCACACCCUUAUAUUUAAAUGUAUAGUUCAAACCUUGCUGAGAAAAUACAUGUAAUACAGUAAUAGUUUCAUUGUAUAUAAGGUACCUUAAACACUAGAUAAUACUGUCUCCAAGUUGUAAAGCAUUAGUGGACAAUUUUGAGUUGGCUAGAAUACUGCCUGAAAAGAAGGAAAGCCUUAAAUUUGAUCUA
This is a messenger RNA of Beta vulgaris subsp. vulgaris (sugar beet), 2704 nucleotides long. Its product is annotated as cationic amino acid transporter 4, vacuolar. Gene Ontology annotation, cellular component: membrane. The record is from RefSeq and is a predicted model, not a curated record. Gene Ontology annotation, molecular function: amino acid transmembrane transporter activity. Gene Ontology annotation, biological process: transmembrane transport; amino acid transport. Bases 374 to 2275 code for a protein of 633 amino acids. The transcript has 14 exons. NCBI's taxonomy places the organism in Eukaryota, Viridiplantae, Streptophyta, Magnoliopsida, Caryophyllales, Amaranthaceae.